This is a messenger RNA of Papilio polytes (common Mormon), 476 nucleotides long. RefSeq lists its product as uncharacterized. The record is from RefSeq and is a predicted model, not a curated record. The transcript has a single exon. Gene Ontology annotation, cellular component: mitochondrion; mitochondrial ribosome; nucleoplasm. NCBI's taxonomy places the organism in Eukaryota, Metazoa, Arthropoda, Insecta, Lepidoptera, Papilionidae. Gene Ontology annotation, biological process: mitochondrial translation. Bases 96 to 467 code for a protein of 123 amino acids. Gene Ontology annotation, molecular function: RNA binding.
UCUGUCAGCUGAACGUCAGUUUGUCGGACCAAGACACAUAACCUCUAUUUUAAGACAAACUUUAACGAACAAUAUAGUGAGUGAAAAAUAUAAAAAUGAGAUUUAAUACCGUACUAUUUUCGGCACCAUUUAAUAAUUCCGCCAGAGCACCGCAAAGAGAACCUGUUCCGUUUCAAAUGCUAUUACCACUCAAGCUUAAAAAAACUGUUUCUGGGAAAGGAGAUAAUCUGAGAGAAGCAGCUUGUAUGCAAGAGAUUUCAUUAAUGUUUGCAUGCUUCAAGAAACACGAAUUCGAUCAGCAAGAAUGCUUGAAAGAAAUAACCGCUUUUCAAGGAUGUUACCGCGACUUCAGUGAAAAACUAGCAACAAAAAGAGAGCAAGGGAAAAAAGGUAUUUUAGUUCCUGGAGAAAAGAAGUUAACGCACAGACAAGUGAAUCAGUUACUUAAAGCGUUUCCACCAAAAUAGUAUGUAAUC